UAAAUGAUAAAUCACCUCAUCAACUUCGGACCACAAAACUCAUUAUUAUUCCGCUAGCUACUUCUUUCUCUGUUUCAUCAUGUCUUUCAUGGAAGAACCACGAUCACCAUUGCAACCGCCGACAUAUGGAAAUCUAAUCACAAUUCUGAGUAUCGAUGGAGGUGGAGUACGUGGCAUCAUUCCAAGUGUCAUCCUUGAAUUUUUGGAAACCCAACUACAGAAAUUAGAUGGUGAGAAUGCACGACUGGCGGAUUAUUUUGAUAUGAUAGCAGGGACAAGCACCGGUGGUCUUGUGACGGCCUUGUUAACUACUCCCGGUGAAGAUAAUCGUCCGAUUUUUGCAGCUAAGGAUGUUAAAGAUUUUUAUAUUCAACAUUGUCCUAAUAUCUUUCCACAUGACAGCAAGCACCAUCGGUUUGCUGCUGCUACAAAAGUGGUCAAAGCUCUAUCUGGACCAAAAUAUGAUGGUGAACACUUACAUAAAGUUAUUCGAGAAACACUAAAAGAAAAACAACUUCAUGAAACGUUAACAAACGUUGUGAUUCCAACAUUUGACAUCAAAUAUUUGCAGCCUAUGAUCUUCUCCAGCUACCAGAUACAAAAGAAUCCAAGUCUUGAUGCCAAGUUAUCUGAUAUAUGCAUCGGAACAUCAGCUGCCCCAACUUAUCUUCCUUCACAUUCGUUCCAAACAAAAGAUUCUGAAGGAAAAGUUCUUAGAGAAUUCAAUCUUAUCGAUGGUGCAAUAACAGCCAACAAUCCGACUUUGGUUGCCAUAAGCGAAGUUACAAAGGAAAUAACUAGUGGUAGUGCAAACUUUUUCCCAAUAAAGCCAACAGAAUACGGGAGAUUUCUAGUAUUGUCAUUGGGAACAGGGUCACCACAAUUUCAAGAAAGGUAUGAUGCGACAAAGUCAUCUAGUUGGGGAAUUUUGGGGUGGUUAGGCGCCGGUGGUGGCUCAACCCCAUUGGUGGAUGUAUUUACUCAGGCGAGUGGCGAUAUGGUUGAUUAUCAUAUCUCCACUGUCUUCCAAGCCCUUCAUUCACAAGAAAAUUAUCUUCGUAUUCAGGAUGACACUUUAAGUGGGGACUUAACUUCCAUGGAUUUGGCAACACAUGAGAACUUAGAAAAUCUUGUGAAAGUGGGACAAGAGUUGUUGAAAAAACAAGUGACGAAAGUGAACUUUGGCACGGGCAUAUGUGAGCCUUACCAUCAUACCACCAAUGAGAUGGCUUUAAUAAAGUUUGCGAAAAUACUCCACCAGGAGAAGAAUGUAAGAGAACUUAGAUCACCAAGUACUAAUAGAGGAAGAAUUACACGAGAAGAGUCGAUGAAAGAACAAACUACAGUACUUUCACAAAGAACGCCAGCACUCUCAAAUGCAAUUCAUCACUCUCUUCCAGAUUUAUAUAAGCUCAACCCAAACUAAGAUUUUCUUUCUUGUAUAUGGAUAAUUUAUUAGCUUUAUUCUAGUUUAAGUUUGAAGUUACGUUGUUUGGUUGAAAACUUAAUUAUUCAAUGUGACUGUAUUGUUUCA
Messenger RNA from Lactuca sativa (garden lettuce), 1534 nucleotides. Its product is annotated as patatin-like protein 2. NCBI's taxonomy places the organism in Eukaryota, Viridiplantae, Streptophyta, Magnoliopsida, Asterales, Asteraceae. Gene Ontology annotation, biological process: lipid metabolic process. Gene Ontology annotation, molecular function: monoacylglycerol lipase activity; glycerophospholipase activity. The record is from RefSeq and is a predicted model, not a curated record.